Messenger RNA from Arabidopsis thaliana (thale cress), 1770 nucleotides. Its product is annotated as F-box family protein. Lineage: Eukaryota; Viridiplantae; Streptophyta; Magnoliopsida; Brassicales; Brassicaceae. The transcript has 2 exons. Bases 176 to 1054 code for a protein of 292 amino acids. The record is from RefSeq and is marked reviewed.
UUCGAUAGAGGACUAUUUCGAUAAAUAGAUAAAGUUAGAGGUUAAUUUUGUAAAUAAAUGAUAAAGUCAGAAAAGGAACAUAACAGAUGCGCGAAUAUGCGACCACAUGAGAUGAGUUUCACAUCUUACCAAAGUCUGUGAUAAUUUUUCCGACAGAAGUUUCAUCUGAGAAAAGAUGGCUACAUUUGCACUUCCCUUCUGCGAAAUUCCCGAGGAUCUCCAGCUCCGAAUCUUAUCCCUCCUCACACCAGCGGAGAUCUCCAGCUUCGCCUGCACAUCGAAACGCUUCGCCUCGCUAUGUCAAGAAGACGGCAAAAUCUGGCACGUUAUGUGCGAUCAGAGAUGGGGGAAGAAAACUAAGAUCCAGAAAUGGGCAAACGGUCAAAUCCCUUAUAGACACCUUUACAAGACUCUAAAGGGAUUGGAGAAUCUAAUUGGCUUCUGGCGUCUCUGCGGCAGAGCAAAUCCCGCCGCUUCAUCGCCGCCGCUUGUUUUCUUCGAUUGGGGUUCUUCUUUUAUAUUGGGAUCUAGAGUUUUAUCCACCGGAGAUGAUACUUAUGAGGUAAAGAAGACACCUUUUCUCUUAAUGGGGAUUUCGCCGGAGGGACGAUCUGAGAAUUUCUUGGAUCUCGUCGGUGGUAAUCUCAGAUCUGUGGAUGAUGAUUUGAAAGAAUUAGAAGCUUCUAACAAUCUCGUCUCGGUGGAUGUGAAUUUCAUGGGGAAUGGUCAUAUCAUGGUGGAGGAGAAUCGAUGUUUUACCAACAACAAUCGUAGAGAAGACCAGAGGAGCUCAGGGGAUGAGAGUGAUGAUUUGAUCUCAUCGCCCAAUUUUUCGGAAAUGUACACUCAAUUGGCGAAUAAGACGAGUCCAGGCGGUGACAGGAGGAGACAGAAGAGGAAGGAGAAGGAGAGGCAAGCGUCGAGGACUAAGUGGGAACCAGAACACUUUCUCAAAGUUGCUGAUUGCUCCCCCACGCCUACUAGACCCUUACAAGGCUUAUGGAAGGUCUCAAUUAUAACUCCUUAUCAUAUUGUUUUCAUUGAUAAUGUUUGAGAUUGAGAAAAGCCUUUGUCUUUAAGGGUUUCUGUGAGGGAAGCAUCGAGUUGUAUUUGGUCAAAUAUGAUGAAGUUGGAGGCAUUAUAUGCAGAAAAGUAGAGGACUUGUCCCUCUCACGGUACACUCCUCCUGUGUUCUGGACACCCAAACAUACGUUCAUCAGAUCUCCUUUUUCAGCUGAAGAAGAGCUGCUACUGAAUAGUCGAAUCCAUAUUAGCCCUUUCGCUGAAGUUCAUGAAAAUGUUGUAUCUGGAAUGUUGUACAUGAAGUCUAGCUGCGAUCUGGUGUUGCCAGGAGAACCUGGCAAUGGCAUUGGUUUUCUUAGAGGUGAAGGGCGGGUCUGGUUGUAUGACAAUGGGACUUUCGGUUUCGGGUUUCUUCGAGAUCAAUUUAUCAUUGAUCUGAAACGUGUUGCUCUGGAAGAUGGGUGUCUAGCUGACGAGGUAGAAGCUUGUAUGUGAUUUGCUCUUUGGUUGUGAUUUUUAAAUUCUGAUGGUGAUAGAUGAUCACCUCUUUCUGUACAUAAAAGAGUUUGGUGACUUUAGAAGUUUGAACUUUCAAGUUUAGUCUCAUUUUAGUGGACGUAAACUAGGAUGAUGGAAUAUCACCUUGUAUUUUUACUUGUUUAUGUAGAUAUGGUUCUAAAUAAGAGAUUUGUAGAGGUUCAUGUAUCAAUUGUUGAAAAAGAAUAAUAAACUUGCAUACACUUGCCA